AGGAGGCAAGUGAAGAGGGAAUAGCAGUGUUUUCCUUUUCUCAAACGAACCACUAUUACUCAAACUAGCAUGUAGCAUUUUCCAUUUUCCUCUUCUCGAGCUGGAGAAAGUGCUUUUUCCUUAAAAGCUGCUGUAGCUAAUGACAGAAGACUGAAACGUAAAAAAUGGCCAAAAUCAUGUACGAUCUCGAACAAGCUCUCAGGUCCAAAAAGGAGAAAAUAAGACCUGAAGAGGAAGACUUUUUCCGAGCGUGCAAGUCCGAUGCCGGUCGGUUUCUUAGGCUUAACACUCUUGCUGCCGGUUGCCUUAUGUAUUCAGCAACAGGGAGACUGAAUUUGCUUUCUCAAAUCAGCCUUUCAGGAGUAACUGCAGCUUUAUUUGGGUUGUGGAGGUGUGGUCAGCGCUUUGAUUCAUGGGUUGAUCGUGUUUUUGCACGCACUGGAGAUCGAAUGCAGUUUGAGUUGGCAAAGAUGCCUCUGAAAAGGAGCAAAUAUACCAGAUAUUCUAAAGAUAAACCAGAAAAAGCAAGUCAAGUAGCUAACCUGUGUCAUGAGCUACGACGUAAGAUUUUGGAAGCAACGCUAAGAGACCCGGAUCAGCCAAAACAACUGUGGCGGUAUCGAAAUCGCUCUAAUGAUUUUAUUCGUGGUCAAAGUGCACACGAGAGUGACUCUCCCAGCUACUCCAAAAGUGACUCCAACAGCAACUACCAUGCUGACUCACACAAAAACCACACGAAUUCCUACAACACAACGCAUAGUGACCCCCGUGAUGACUCUGAUAGCAAAAGAUCUAAUUCUGAGUCCAAACAAGUUCCUGGGAACCCUGGAAUUGAUCUGAUGGAGAAUCCUUUUGAUUGCGUUUUCGGUAAUCUGGCUCUAAGGGAUGAGAUACGUAUCCCUAGUACGUCAAGCAUUCCCCCCGGGACACAUGCUCGUGACCAUAAGAGAUCUCACCGGAGGCGUCGAAUGCGCCGUCAGGAUGUCCCCAUAAAUUCUCAACAUCUGGGAUAAUCAAGAGAAGAAAGAUGAAAGAAACUAUUAGUUGUGAUUAUGAGAAGACUGAUUUGAGAGUUUGAAGAUUGGCAAUGUGAAUUAUGUAGGAAUGUAUUGAAGUUCGGGGAUUUAUGGUCAUUUCAUCAGAUAACUAUUCCCCCCAAUAACUUCCUUCGCUUUUUAGUUUUUAUGGAUGGAAGGCCAUUGGUUACUUGUAUUAGCUGAAACUAAAGAUUUCAAGCUAACUAAAGCCUGCCAAAAUCAAGACUGCGGAAUGAAAGGCCGCUUCAAGCACCGAAAACUUGAACACUUGAGCCCAUUUAAUGGCGGCAGCAGUGGCGGGGCGGCAGCUUGAUGAUGAGAAGAAUCUUAAUAAAAAUAGCCUAAUAUGAUAGGCAUUGUUGGAUUGAACAAUAAUGUUUCGACAUAUAAAUGCUCCAGUAUUUAUGAGGUGGUAAAAGAAUAGGUAGGAUGGGUUUUCCUACUUUUCCAUAUGCCUUGCCUUUCAAGUCUGAUUGGGUUUAAACUUUAAACCCAGAAUUUUAUAACACCAACUUAUAAGGAAUGUUAUAAGGAUUUCAUUAUAUUUAAUUUGGUUGGUCGUAUUUA
Molecule: messenger RNA, 1604 nt
Organism: Carya illinoinensis
Lineage: Eukaryota; Viridiplantae; Streptophyta; Magnoliopsida; Fagales; Juglandaceae
Exons: 8
Coding region: 165-1013 (282 amino acids)
Source: RefSeq, a predicted model, not a curated record